This is a messenger RNA of Sorex fumeus (smoky shrew), 672 nucleotides long. It is a transcript of the gene CTLA4, whose product is annotated as cytotoxic T-lymphocyte associated protein 4. The coding region runs from base 1 to 672 and encodes 223 amino acids. Gene Ontology annotation, biological process: negative regulation of regulatory T cell differentiation; immune response; regulation of T cell proliferation. NCBI's taxonomy places the organism in Eukaryota, Metazoa, Chordata, Mammalia, Eulipotyphla, Soricidae. The transcript has 4 exons. The record is from RefSeq and is a predicted model, not a curated record. Gene Ontology annotation, cellular component: membrane; external side of plasma membrane.
AUGCCUUGUUUUGGAUCCCAGGGACAUGGGCCUCAGCUGGACUUGACUCCAGGGACCUUGUCCUGCACUGCCCUGCUAUCUCUGCUCUUCAUCCCUAUCUUCUCCAAAGGAAUGCAUGUGACACAGCCUGCAGUGGUGCUGGCCAGCAGCCGGGGUGUCGCCAGUUUUGUGUGUGAGUUUGCAUCUUCCGGCAAAGCCUCUGAGGUCCGUGUGACUGUGCUACGGCAGGCGGAUAGUCAGAUGACUGAAGUCUGUGCUACGACAUUCACUAUAGAGGAAGAGUUGAACUUCCUAGAUGAUUCCACAUGUAUUGGCACUUCCAGUGGAAACAAAGUGAACCUCACCCUCCAAGGGCUGAGAGCCAUGGACACCGGACUCUACAUCUGCAAGGUGGAGCUCUUGUAUCCACCCCCCUACUUCUUGGGCAUGGGCAACGGAACCCAGAUUUAUGUCAUUGACCCAGAACCAUGCCCAGAUUCUGAUUUUCUCCUUUGGAUCCUUGCAGCAGUCAGCUCAGGCUUGUUUUUGUACAGCUGCCUUCUCACAGCUGUUUCUUUGAGCAAAAUGCUAAAGAAAAGAAGCCUUCUUACUACAGGGGUAUAUGUGAAAAUGCCCCCAACAGAGCCAGAAUGUGAAAAGCAAUUUCAGCCCUAUUUUAUCCCCAUCAAUUGA